This is a messenger RNA of Homarus americanus (American lobster), 1699 nucleotides long. Its product is annotated as glutamate receptor ionotropic, kainate 1-like. NCBI's taxonomy places the organism in Eukaryota, Metazoa, Arthropoda, Malacostraca, Decapoda, Nephropidae. Gene Ontology annotation, molecular function: glutamate-gated receptor activity. Gene Ontology annotation, cellular component: membrane. The coding region runs from base 5 to 1435 and encodes 476 amino acids. The record is from RefSeq and is a predicted model, not a curated record. The transcript has 10 exons.
CGUGAUGGGACUAGUGCUGCUGGUGGCGCUGACGCUCGUUCAGGUGACGCUGUGCACACCUUCAGGUACAGACGGAGAGCAGGUACGAGGGAAUCUGGUUUCAAGAGUAUCAACAAGAGGAACAGAAGCAAGAGGACUAGCAUCAAUAGAAGCUGAAGUUAAGCCAGCGAGGAUGAACGAGAAUGAGGAUAACCGCGCUGUAAUUACAAUUGCGGCAGAAACGUGGCAGCCAUAUUUCCUGAUCAGUGAGGGACUAACCGGGAGGCCAGUCUAUUCCGGCAUUAUGUGGGACUUAUUACUGAUGAUCACGUCGAAGAUGGACCUCAGGUUCAGGAUCGUGAGGCCUCCUGAUGGUCUCUGGGGGGUGGAACUUCCCAAUGGCUCCUGGAAUGGCAUGUUGGGCAUGAUCCAACGGCAGGAGGUGGAUAUGGCGCUUGGACCCUUCGCCAUAUCGUAUCCACGUACCAAAGUAGCGGAAUUUCCUGCUGCCAUCUUCGUGUUGCCUCACCGUGUUUACUUGCCCAGACCCAGGGGCUUCCCCGACGUCAGCGACUUCGUCAGGCUCUACCACCCAUUGGUGUGGACGAUGGUGUUCGUUUGUGCAGGAGUGGUGACUGUGGCGUUAUGGUUGGCAGCCAAGACGGAGAGCUCGCGGCAGAACACUCACCCCUCCACACUCUUCCUCGUCCUCCUGCACGUCUGGGGGGCCCUCAUGCUCGAGUCGAUGAGGUGGAGCGAGAGAGGUGUGAGUCGUUGGCUAAUGGGUUUGUGGUCCUUGAUGACGCUGGUGUUGAUGAGCACAUAUAGUGGCGCCCUGGUAGCCACCCUCACUGUGCCGCGCGUCGCCAUCCCGAUCAAAUCUGUGGAGCAACUCGUGUCCCAAGACGACAUCCCCUGGCGGCUGGAACAAGGAGGCAUAAUUCUCCACACCUUCAAGACAGCUGACGUGAAGAUGUACAAGAAACUGCUGAAGGGGAGUGAGGGCCUCUUCCCCGACUGCUACGCCUCUCGGACAGAAAUUGCUCAGGGCGAGUUUGCUGGUCUGUGUGACGUACUGGCAGGGGACAUGAUGGUAGCUAAGAGCUUCUCAGUGUCCGGGAGGUGCGACUUCUACAGCCCGAGAGAGAACAUCGUCACCCACUCUUACACCUUGGUCCUACAAAGGCGUUCGCCGCUCACACCGCAGAUCACCUUCUGGUUGAGACAGUUGCAAGAGCGAGGAUGGGUGAAACAGCUGGUGAAAAGUCUUGUCAACAACGGGACAGUUUGUAGUCUGCCUCCUGGUCAAGAGGAGGGGCAGCUGCCACCCACCCCCCUCUCUGUCCAGCAAAUGUGGGGAGUCUUCGCUAUACUGGCUGCAGGCGUGGGAGGAGCUGCCCUGGUAUUCCUACUGGAGGUGGUAUGGUGUAAGACUUUCCUCACACAUCAGCAGUAGUAAUAAUAGUAGUUCACACACUGGACCGUUGAGCAUGUGAGAUGUGUUGUCCAAGUUCUACCCUAAAGUAGCCAAAUGGUCGCGUUUCAGUUAUAUCUUGGCUAUUCGUAAUUUAUUUAAGAACUGGUUUCAUCUUUACUGACAUUUAUAUCGUGUACUUAACAUAUUGGAAGGUGUAUAUAAUCGAGAUAGAGAUUAUUUUACGACUAAUAAUGCACUGCAUUAAUGUUACUGAAUAUUUUAUUUGUACUGAAUAAAUCAAGA